UCACCAUCCUUGGCUCUGUAAAGUAAUACUGACCUCUUGUUCCAGAAAACUGGCGUGUCUGGAGCCAGCAUUCAUUGGAUCUGAUUUAGAGACUGAAGCAAUCAGAAACACAGGCUCCAUCUUUUGUCCAUGUGGAGAGGGGGAGAGAGAGAAAUGACAGAACAGGCGAGGCACGAGGUGCAGUGUGUGGCACGAGGGCAGUGCAGAUUGGGAGCAGAUCCACGCUGUGCCACAGCAGCUGCAUCACAGCCCUGUGCCGAGCACUGGGACACGCAGCCAGAGCCAGCUGACAGCAUCUCUGCUCUUUGCUCCUCAGGGUGCCCAGCAGCCACAUACCGUGCAGUGUGUGCUGCCAGCCUGCCAGCCUGCUCGUGUUUCUCACCUGUCCCCAGGACCAGGGAAAUGCAGUGCUCUGAAGCGUUGCUGAGGUGGAGCGGGAGGCUGCAAAAACAAGCACUGCCAAGGAAUCAUCUGACUGUGUCUAAAGGUCAGGCAAAGGCACUUCCUGUAUUUUUUCAGACCCACGGUGGUCCUCAGAGAUAGCUUGAUCUUUCUGCAGAUUUGAUAAACCCUUGGAAAUACAUAACUGCACAAGCACACCAUUUCCUUCCUCCACACACAGCCUUUUGUUGCUAAGUUUCUGCUACAAUGGCUUUCACCAGCUUGAUUAGCAGCAGCUCUGAAAAAGAGCCGUGUUAAGCGGUUGUUCAGCCACCACAGAGCUGUUCCUUUGUGUAUUCAGCCAUACUUGCUCAACUGAGUCAUAAGAGUGAAUGUUUUGUUGCUUAUCUCUAUUGUUUUCCACUUCAGCUCAAUUCGCAUUCAUCAGUAGAAAUAUCAAGUGCUUUCUUCUAAUACAACGUACCUGCCCAGCUGAAAGCAAUGGGAAAACCGAAGACUGAGUUUGCACCAAAAAAACCUAAGGGCAGAAUGUGGAGGCUAUCAGAGUGUAACAGUGCCUUUGCCGGCAGCAUUUGGCCAGCAGCAUCCUUAGUAAAAAAGAAACAGGCUUCUGAAAACGGCCAUUGGAGCAGCAUCUUUCUGACUGCUCAACUUGCAGCACCUUAAAGGAGCUCAGCUUGAGAGAUGCCCACAGCUCAGCUCCUUUUGGUCUCUUCUCAUCCCCUGUGGCUGAUACAAUCUUUGCUGGCAUUUGCUCCUAUUUAGAAUUAGGCAGAGUUCGCUGCCCACUGCAGGCUGCAUUCUCAUAAAAGAGAGAGAUCUUACGAAGAGAUCUGGGAGCUCAAAGAUCUCACACCAGUGCCAGGCUGACAGUGGUGGGAUUCCAGCCGGGCACCUGUCAGCAUUUUCAUAAGAUCCGAAUAGUUUGCAAUGCUCAGGUGGAGAACAAAGGAUAAGAAAGGGAGCGCCGUGAUCCGUGCGCAUCCCCGGCCAGCAGGCUGAGCGCCGUGCUGAGCUCGAGGGACGAUAGCAGGGAAUCUCCCCUCCAGCACCAACAGGGGCAGAAUAAACCAGGGAUGCGAUGGCACCGAAAGCACUUUCUGCUUUUCCCGGGAGGACACGGCCGAUGGAAUUCAAUAUUUCGGGCUUCGAUCAGAAAGUUUACAAAACAGAGGGUUGGAAUCGCACGACCAUAAGGCAACCGGACGGCAGAAACUCUGCACGGAACUUCAAAACCCAGAGCCAGGCAGGAAGCACCGCUCCCAGGGAAAUCGGCGCUCGAAGCUGCGGAGCUGCAGCGGUGCGGAGCCGCGCUCAGGUCUCGCGCCUCGGGAGCGCGCAGCAGCGCAGCACGAGGCGGAGGGGCCGCGCGAGAGCGGCUCGAGGCCGCCACCGAGGGGAGGAACCGUUAACGGUCGUCUCCGCUCCGUGGGAGCGGCCGCGCACGGCCGGCUGCCGUCCGGUGAGAGCCCGCCGAGCGCCCGCUGCCCUCGGGUGCCCCGAGCAGCUGCCGAGUGGGAUUGGCAAUGUCAAGUCUCAGUCAUCAGUACGGUGCCCUGCAAAGGCUUUGUGCAAAAGCCCUGAGGGCUGAGAGGCAGCUGACAGCCAUUAUCCAAGGCCAAGAGCACCUGGGGACACCACGAUGGUUCUGAUCCCAUUUGGGCAUCUCAUCUCAAGGAACUGAGCAUUCUGCUCUGCCAUGAUUUCAUCUCUGUCAGAGGCCCUAUGGGCCCUGGGAGCAGUGAAGCACAGCUGCUGGAGCUGGAGAUCACCCCCAGCAAAACCAGAAUAUUGCACCAAAGUGAAAUCUGUGUCCACGCGCUCCAGCCCAGCCAUGGCCAGAGAUUCUAGGAUCUUCAUGAACCAGGACAUGGACAUCGGAGUUGCAUCCAGAGAGCCUAAGAAGAUUCCCAAGCAGGCUCGGGAUGACGUCCCCAUCGCCACUGACAGAACCAGGCUCAUAACAGCAGAAGGUAAGAAGCCACGGCAGCGAUACAUGGAGAAAAGUGGCAAGUGCAAUGUGCACCAUGGGAACGUCCAAGAAACCUACCGAUACCUGAGCGACCUCUUCACUACUCUGGUGGACCUCAAAUGGCGUUUUAAUCUUCUUGUCUUCACUAUGGUCUAUACCAUCACUUGGUUGUUUUUUGGGUUCAUAUGGUGGCUCAUUGCCUAUAUCCGGGGAGACCUGGACCAUCUUGAAGAUGAAAACUGGAUCCCUUGCGUUGAAAAUCUCAGUGGAUUUGUUUCUGCGUUUCUCUUUUCUAUUGAAACUGAGACUACAAUUGGGUAUGGCUACAGGGUUAUAACGGAGAAGUGCCCAGAGGGCAUUGUGCUGCUCCUGAUCCAGGCUAUUCUGGGUUCCAUAGUCAACGCGUUCAUGGUGGGAUGCAUGUUUGUCAAGAUCAGCCAACCAAAGAAGAGAGCUGAAACCCUCAUGUUUUCUAACAAUGCAGUGAUUUCCAUGAGGGAUGAGAAGCUCUGUCUCAUGUUCCGUGUUGGAGACCUCCGCAAUUCCCACAUUGUCGAGGCUUCCAUCAGAGCCAAACUGAUUAAGUCCAAACAGACCAAAGAGGGAGAGUUCAUCCCCUUGAACCAAACAGAUAUCAAUGUGGGAUUUGACACUGGAGAUGACAGAUUGUUCCUGGUGUCGCCUCUUAUCAUCUCACAUGAAAUCAAUGAGAAAAGCCCCUUCUGGGAGAUGUCCCGCACCCAGCUGGAGAAGGAAGAGUUUGAGAUUGUGGUCAUUCUGGAAGGGAUGGUGGAAGCAACAGGGAUGACUUGCCAAGCUCGCAGCUCCUACAUGGACACAGAGGUGCUGUGGGGACAUCGCUUCACUCCUGUCCUCACCCUGGAGAAGGAUUUUUACGAAGUUGAUUACAACAGCUUCCACAGCACUUAUGAAACCAACACUCCUGUGUGCUGUGCCAAAGAGCUGGCCCAGUCCCGCCGGGAAGGCCAACUCCUCAGCAGCAUCUCCAGUGCCACUGUCCUGGGUGGAGGCAGAGAAGCAGAGACGGCGAAAGGGGAGGAAGAGGAAGAGGAAGAAGACAGGGAGCCAGCAGCAUUCAGUGGAGCCAAUGGGACAGCGGGAGAGGUGAAAGAAGAUCUGCCUGUAUAACACGUGAGCUGCUGGGCAGUCAAAACCCACACACACAGCAAGUGAGGAAUUGACUGGGAGUCAGAGACCUGAGGUUUAUAUCCAGAUCUCUUUCCUGCUGCUUGAUCCUGGCGAGUCACUGCACAGCACCGUGCCUCUGUUUCCCUUCCCUUUUAACUGUACGGCGAGGUCCUGAGCUUUGAACUCAUUUGCAAAGCAUUUGGAUCUCUGUGGACAAGGCUCACUAAAUACAAUCACGGUUAAAAUUGAAAUCCCCACCAGUAGUUGUUUCAAAAGAUGUUCAUUGGACAUUCAAAACAUUUCCCCUUGCAAGGGUAUUUACAAAGGUAAAGAUCUAGAAGCUCCCAUCUCAGUAUGAAGAAUGUGUUUUCAUGCCUUCACUUAACUUGUGAGUGUAUGUGUUGUAGAUAUUGUUACUGCUUAAUUAAAAGAAGACCAAAAAACCUCUCCUGUACAUCGUGGAGUUUUUGUUUUGUG
Molecule: messenger RNA, 4000 nt
Organism: Tympanuchus pallidicinctus (lesser prairie-chicken)
Lineage: Eukaryota; Metazoa; Chordata; Aves; Galliformes; Phasianidae
Gene: KCNJ5
Product: potassium inwardly rectifying channel subfamily J member 5
Exons: 5
Coding region: 2102-3523 (473 amino acids)
Biological process (GO): potassium ion import across plasma membrane; regulation of monoatomic ion transmembrane transport
Cellular component (GO): plasma membrane
Molecular function (GO): G-protein activated inward rectifier potassium channel activity
Source: RefSeq, a predicted model, not a curated record